AUGGCAGUACAAAAGGAAAUUAACAUAGAUAAACCUGUGGAGAUUGAAAAUCCGACUUUGUCAUUCACUAAAUUAACUCCAGAACUUUCACUUUCUGCUUUAACUUUACAGGGGGAUUAUUAUUCUGACUUACAAGCUAAGUAUAUGAAAACUUUCCUCUGGAGUUUACCUGUUCAAAGUACCAUUGCUGUGAUUUUAGCUGGAUAUUAUUACUAUGUUUUGAAAGACUAUAUUGAAAUCUCCGAAUCUGUUGGAGAAUUCUUGAGAUUAGUUAAGAAUUCAAGUGAUUUAAGAGUUUCCUUUGUUAUCAGUUUUGCUGUUUUAGCAGUAUCAUUAGCAGUUUUCGGUGUUAUUGGAAUGUACAUCACUGAUGAAUUUAAAAUCAUCUCCAAUAAUUUAUCAGCUAAUUCAUACAUCCAAUAUAUCUUUGGAUUUGAUCUUCAUAAAUUUUCCAAGUUAGAUAACGAAAAAGUUACCAACUUGAAAGAGAAGAAAUUAUAUGAUCAAGGAGAAAAUUCACAAAUUGUUUUAUUCAAAGAAGAUCCUAUUGGUAUAAUAACUUUAACUCCACUUUUCGAUAAAUCAUCAGAUUCAAAUUUAGUAGUUAGAAUUUCUGGAUUGAACGUUAGAAAAGCUUUUAGAAAAUAUGAUUUUGAAAGUUUGUUAUUAGAUUUUGCUGUUGAAAGAUCAAAACUUAUUUACAAGCAAUAUUUAAAAGAUAAAAAAAUUAAAAAAUCCAAUGGAUGUAAGAUUACUUUAUUAAUUGAUGGCUAUUCUUUCGAUAAAGAAUUCCUUGAACCAAUCAUUAAUCAUAAUUUCAGUGAGGUUGAUGCCACUUACCAAUUAAAUCCUUUAACUGACAAAACUGCUUUCUUAAAGGGAGCUGUUAACAAGUUCUUGGGAAUCACUAGAAAAACUUUUGGUGUCCAAGUUAUUGAUAUGAAUAAAGAUUCUAAAUAG
This is a messenger RNA of Yamadazyma jaroonii, 960 nucleotides long. Lineage: Eukaryota; Fungi; Ascomycota; Pichiomycetes; Serinales; Debaryomycetaceae. The record is from the annotation of a GenBank genome assembly.